This is a messenger RNA of Seminavis robusta, 4290 nucleotides long. NCBI's taxonomy places the organism in Eukaryota, Bacillariophyta, Bacillariophyceae, Naviculales, Naviculaceae. The record is from the annotation of a GenBank genome assembly.
AUGGCAGAUUCCAUUGGCAAUACUGCAUUGGGGAAUGGCACUACAAUCAGCACCAACAAUGAUGAUUUCCCUGUUAUAGCGACGACAAGCUCUAGCGCCGAAGACCAACUCAUGGGUUCUAGUCGACGCUCUUCUGCCAAGACGGACGCGUUGGAACGAGGCGAGAAACCAUUGCAAGACAAUUCCACCUCCAGGUUCGAAGACAAGUCGGACCAAGCAGGACCCUAUCAGUUGGUCGGCAGAGGAGGAGGUGCCUUGGUAUCGAGAACGGAACAUACAGUACUCAAUGACUUGGCAGACAGUGAUGCCUCGGAGCUACCGGAAUCAACAGAUAAUGAACAUGCUACCCUUGGCAAUCCCGACAACGCGCAAGACACGGAUGGCUCCAAGUCCACCACUCAACGCGGGGUGCUGGCAGUUGCUCUUAUAGCCUGCCUCCUCGCCAUUGUCAUUGCUGUCUCUGUGACAGUGGCUGUGGUUAACCAACAAAGCCAAACAGAGGUACAAGCUACCCAGAGUCAGGACCCACCAGCUACAAGCUACAAUGCUUCCAAUACCACUCUACCUUUUCCCGUGGACCCAGAUAUCUAUACAGAGCUACCCACCUGCUCACAAUCCAGUGAGCACCAGGGCUUUGUGGAACUCUCCUUUGCCAAUCUACCCAUCACGGAAUCGACCAAUCUCACAGAGCUGCAGCUGGAACUGGAAGAUCUCUUUCAAGAACUAUACAACAACCUAACAGGAAUGUGCCUGGAUCCGGCCAAACGAGUCAUGGUGUCUGCCAAUCUUACGGAAUGGUACACGGAGACCUUUACUACGGAUGACACCGAUGCAACAUCCAAUACGGUUACGAAAACCACCUGGAACCCCAUUGUACGAUGCGACGGCUGCACACCAGAGGAACCUGUCUUUCGUGCUCCGGCAUUUCAGGCACCGGAAGAACAACGGCGACAACUGGACGAUUCAAUCGACGCUUCAUCCUGCCCCACAACAUUCGAUUCCAUACAAAUCGAGUUUGAUGAGUUCUUGGCGCUCUUUGCCGCCACCUUACAAUGCCGACUGCAACAGCAAGACAAUGAUGCUGUGGGAAUUCUGAUUGGUCUUACCAGACCGAUAGAUGCCAAUGGAUCGCCACUACGCAAUGAAACGGUUCAGCAAGUUUGGCCCCAACAGAUUGACUCGUACAAGGAGCUACUCGACCAAGCGGCCAAUGGAACGAUGCUAGCUGUAUUUGCACACGAGGAAUUGAACAAUCUAUGCGACUGCUUGUCGCUUGAUACUGAUCCAUCCGCUUACAACAACAACAAUGGUACCGUGGAUACUUGCAUGUACUUGUUGCAAGGGACAAACGCCACCGAACAAGAGCUACAAUACUGCUUGUCCGAAGAGUUCCUAUUACUGACCCCACAAUGCCAAGACAUUAUUCCGCCGCUAUUGGCGACCUUUGAUGAGUCUAAUGCUGACACGGAUAGGACAGACAAUGAGGAGGAGGACGAGCCCACCAGUGGUCCGUCCGCCAUUCAAUCGGCCCAGCCUGGUAGCCUGCAACCAACGACAAAAGGCGACGACGACAACAGUCCCGCACCAUCCGUCGUACCAUCUUGGCGACCCACCAAUCGCGAAUCCGCGGAACCAUCGCUGGGCGAACCAACGUCUCUUGGCGGCGGACCGACUGCAGAUGCUACAACAACACUGGCCCCCACUAGUUCCGUUACAUUAUUCGUUACUACCGAUGCGUUCGAUGGUCUUAGCGACGCAGUCAUGGAGGAUGUUCUAGCUCGGGACGAUGGCAUCUGGUCGAAUCAACCGACGGCCAGUCCGGUACCGGCGGUUUCCACCAGCAGCCCAUCGGCCACGCCAAGCGCAGAAACCACACUCGAACAUACCACCACCACCAAUGUAGAACCUACCCCGGACAUUGGACCUACGGACCAACCGACAUCCAAUAGUAAUCCCAGGCAAGAGACAACAACACUGGCGCCAACUGCCUUGUUUAGUACCACGGCAGAACCCUCACCAACGCCAACUCAGGCAAUUUCACCAACGGAAGUAACAACAAAGUCUGCCGAUCAACAGCCGUCAGUGUGGCCCUCUAUGCAACCGAGUUUCAGCCCAACUCCAGACCCAACGUCCCCUCCGACACCUCCGCCAACGCCUAAUCCAACACGAGAUCCAACGAGUCAACCCACACCGGAUCCAACAAGUCGACCCACAUCGGAUCCGACAAGUCGACCCACGCCAGAUCCAACAAGGCCACCAACACCGGAUCCAACCAGUCCACCAACACCGGGGCCAACCACGAGCCCCACUACUAGCCAACCCAGUCCAACCGGGGCCGCUGUCAUUUCCAUUGUCAACUUGAUCCUGGUCGACGCCACGACAAGGCAGGACAUCCAUACCAUUUCGACUGGAGAUGUGAUUCGUGUUCCCGUGGGUUCGAGUCUGACUGUUCGAGCUCAACCAUCGUCGCGAACCGAAGUCGAAAGUGUCGACUUUUAUCUGGAUGGGGAAUUCUUCAACAACGGUCCGUGGCCUUCCUACGCCAUGAACGGGCACAGCAUCAGUGCGGGCAUUGCGUAUUUACCAGUUUCGGAGCUGUCUGUCCCCAUGAUGAACAUCAAUAUUACGGCUUACCCCAAUACCACCACGAGACGCAGGUCUCUUUUGGAGUUAGUGCCGAUGCAAGUAUCUUUCAGCUUGGUGGAGAACGUCCCAACAGCGACACCCUCUGGUGUGCCAUCGUCGGUUCCUUCCAUGGACCCGUCGAAUGCCCCGAGUUUGACGCCAUCAGCAAGGCCCUCAAGCACCCCUUCAACAAAUCCCUCUUUCACUCCAUCGUCUUGGUUUCCAAGCAUCAGUCCCUCGAAAUCGGAUAGCCCCUCGUUGGGGCCGUUACCUGUCCCUUCUAGAACGUCCUCAAUUGCACCUUCCACUGCUCCACCUCCUCCCACAGCUGUCCCCUCUAAAACGGCCUCGAUUGCACCUUCCACUGCUCCGUCGACUACCCCUUCAACUAGUGUUCCGAGCCAGACAGGAGCACCUACCAACCCCACAAGUGGUUCCACCACUCCGACGCCAAGCGUCAAACCAACCAAUGCGCCAACAGCCAAUCCCUCUGAUCCAGCGACGAGUAGCACCACAGCGCCUUCUACUGGUGCAGUAACGACUCAGCCAACGGCGGCCCCCACGGCAAGUCAAACAGCUGCACCUUCGCCAUCGCCGUCGUCACUUCCGGCGCCAACAUCAUCUUCUCCAACCAAAGCACCAACAGAUGGUGCUGCACCAACGAAUCCAGAGACAGGAUCCCCUACUAGUCCACCAACUUUCCCUCCCACUUUUCCGCCGACAAGUUCUCCUUCUACAACCCCAACAACAUCAACUCCAAGCGGCACGCCAACAGCAACUCCAAGCAACGUGCCGUCGUCGAUUCCAAGCAACACGCCAUCAUCGGUCUUAAGUAUGUUGCCUUCAUCAUCUCCAUCUUCGCUGCCCUCAAGCUCCCCAUCUUCGCUGCCAACCCCAUCACCCACAAAUCCGCCUACAGGGCAGCCAACUCCUUCUCCUACCAAUCAGCCCACACCAUCACCCACGAACCAGCCGACACCAUUUCCCACCAACCAACCUACUCCAUCUCCCACUAACCAACCAACCCCAUCGCCUACUAACCAACCAACACCAGUUCCAACUAAUCCACCAACUGAGCUUCCCACGGAUCCACCAACACCAGUCCCGACUAAUCCACCAACCGAGCCUCCAACCAAUCCACCAACACCAGUCCCGACUAACCCACCAACGCAACCUCCCACCCCUCCUCCUGUACCCACAACAAUUGCAACAGUUACAACACUUUCCGGAGGCACUGUAGUCUCGAACAAGGGGCUGUUUCAAAUAGGGUCCACGCCAAUUGACACAUGGUUUGAUACAAGUGGCCCAAGCGUUGUCACGACACCUGGUCUUGAAAACAUCAAUUCUGGCAGAAUCACGUUUGCUGGGGUGCAAAAUACGAAUGGCAUCUAUGUCGUGGUAGUCUAUGAUUCACCAGUGGGCAGUGGUGGCAAUGCUGGUCAAGCAACCGUUUCAGUGGAUGGUGGCGCUCCAACUCUCUAUUCGUGGGCGGAGUGUUGUGCGGAAGGAUUUCGAGUCGGCCCUUUCUUUGCACCUCAUAGUGUUUGCUUUGAUCACUCGGGCCUUGUUGGUGUCAUCCAGGCUUGGUUUGUGGAUGGGACCAACACCCCCACCUACGUUGUAAACGAUGCUUCCACAACCACCAUUUGUGUCAACUUAGCAUAA